AUUGUGUUGUUUAAAGUACAGAGAGAAAGAAAAUGGUAACGCUGGAAAAUAACAAAGAAGUACAGUCGCCUCCAAAAUUGGACAAGCACGGCGAGAAUCGAGCAAACGAUUUGUGCAAUGUAAUUAGGACUGUAAAAAUACUCGAAUAUAAGGGUGUAUUAUGGACGUGUGGUCUUCGGGAGAUAUGUCUGACUGCCCUCUGGCUUCCAUUAGGUGCUUUAAUAUUUUGUUACGUCACAGCCUCUAUGUUCCAAGCAGAUGAUAUUCAUGAAACACAUUGUAGGGUAUACAAUGUAGUGCCGUCGAUAAGCGCGAUAACUGGCAUUAGCCCACAGAGGUACGUGUGGAGGAUAUGCAUUGCCUUCCACCUCGGGCCACGACUGCUCAUAGGCUCUCUGUAUUACAACUACCAUAAGGAGCGCACUGCGUUUAUUAACGAGGAAAAGGCUCGAGUAUUAGCUACGAAGUUAGGGAAUGCCUGCUACUGGCUCAAUUUCGUAGAAGUAUUUGCACUCACCGGAGUCACUUACGUAUCUAAUAGAGAAAACUAUUUCGUACACGAGAAGAUAUUCAUAGUGUUCAUGAUAGCCGCUCUCCUCCACAUGCUGUGUCGAGCGAAGGUUGGCUGCGUGGCCAGUGACGUUGUAGAACCAGUGAGGACCAACAAACUUGUAUGGAUAUUGUUCUAUGUAGCCAUCACUGCUACAGUGGGCCUUAUUAUCCACUUCUUAAGGCAUCGACUUUUGUGUCGUCCUUUAGCUUUCACCUGGUUCUCAGUGUGCGAGUACAUCUUAGCAACCGCCAACAUGGCGUUCCAUGCCAUCGUGGUCCGGGACCUACCCUUGCACCAGCUCCAAGUGGUCUGCCCAACGCGUAACAAAACCGAAUAGCAUUGUAACAGUCGUAGAUUAGUUUCAAUGCGUUGUAGGUAGGGAUUUUAUUGGUUUUUAUUUAUUACUUUUCAUUCAACAUAUACUUUAAAUGAAAUUCCAAACAGCGUAAAAGGCACCAAAUUC
Messenger RNA from Hyposmocoma kahamanoa, 1016 nucleotides. Its product is annotated as post-GPI attachment to proteins factor 2-like. The transcript is spliced from 6 exons. Gene Ontology annotation, biological process: GPI anchor biosynthetic process. The record is from RefSeq and is a predicted model, not a curated record. The coding region runs from base 33 to 890 and encodes 285 amino acids. Gene Ontology annotation, cellular component: endoplasmic reticulum membrane; Golgi membrane. NCBI's taxonomy places the organism in Eukaryota, Metazoa, Arthropoda, Insecta, Lepidoptera, Cosmopterigidae.